This is a messenger RNA of Caenorhabditis briggsae, 252 nucleotides long. The coding region runs from base 1 to 252 and encodes 83 amino acids. Lineage: Eukaryota; Metazoa; Nematoda; Chromadorea; Rhabditida; Rhabditidae. The record is from RefSeq and is a predicted model, not a curated record. The transcript is spliced from 3 exons.
AUGGCAACUAGAAAUUCGGCUCCUGCUACUACCGUAUCCUGCGAAGAGCCCACGCAAGGAACAGAUGCAGACGAAACAGAUUUAACACUGACUCCAUCUGGAAACUUUUUGACAGCUACCUGUAUAUCUGAAGUCACUGGAAUUUCACCAUUCGUGGUGUAUAAUGAAGUUACAACCACUCUAGCUUCCAUCAUGAUGGUUUGUCUGAACAAUGGUUACCAGUAUACCACCGCUACUGGAGACGUCAUGUGA